UUUGCUGGUAUCUGCUUAAAGCCAAGUAACCAUGGUUGCUCUCAGAGGCACAAUUCACCCUUGACCCAACCAUCCCCAAGUUUUGGGCCACGGAGGAGUGUUGGGGAGAGGCUGAAGGGCAGCACUCACCACAGGGCUGGUGUUCUGGGUGCCAGGAGCUGGCAUUCCAGAUGCUGGGAGCUCAGAUGCGUCCCUGACUUCAGAGACUUGCUGCAAUUGUCAAUCUGGUCUCACUGGGCUUGGAGAACAAGCUCCUGUCUCCUACUUGUCACAUCAAAUCUCCGUUGGCCACUGCUGUCGGUCAUCAUGAAAUGUUUAAUGUGCACCUUUGCUUGUUGCAUUAUAUUUUUUAAAUUGGUUUGUUAGUAAAGUAAUUAAAAGUCAGGACUUAGGAGCUCUGGAGAAAGGGUUCUUGCAAGGGUAAGCCUGAAGAACAAGAGGUUAGAGGGCAAUCUGUGCAUUUUUUUAUUAAUGAAAUCUUUCCAGGACAGUGCAGAUGCUUUGCUUGCUGACUUGCUGUUUCUUUAGGAAGGACAUAUCUGACUGGUCAGAAUCAGCUAAUGGAUCUUUGCAAAUGGAUGCUCUCUCCUUGGAGUCUGCCAGCAAGGAAGCCUAUUUCAGCAGAGUAGAAACAUUCACCCCGCUGAAGUGGGCUGGCAAACCCCGCGAGCUGUCUCCCCUGGUUUGCGCCAAGUACGGCUGGACCAAUGUGGAGUGUGACAUGCUGAAGUGCUCCAGCUGCCAGGCCUUCCUCUGUGUGAGCCUGCAGCUUGCGUUUGACUUCAACAAGUAUAAGGAGCGCUGCAUAGAGCUGAAGAAGGCCUUGUGCACUGCUCAUGAGAAGUUCUGCUUCUGGCCGGACAGCCCCUGCCCAGAUCGCUUUGCCAUGUUGCUGGUGGAUGAGCCCAGAGCCCUUCUCCAGGACUUCCUGGACCGCUUUCAGAGCCUAUGUCAGCUGGAGCUGCAGCUGCCCUCCCUCAGACCAGAAGACAUGAAAAACAUGUCCCUGACAGAGGAGAAGAUCAGUCUGCUCCUCCAGCUGAUUGGGGAGGAACUAGAGCACAAAACGGAGGGAGAGAAACCACCGUUGAAGUUUGCCACGGAAAUCCUGCAAGUGCAUGUUCCUGCCUGCAUCCUGGCUCUGUGUGGCUGGACUUGCAGUGCUGCGUCUGGCUCUGUGCACCUCUCGGUCAUCACCUGCUCCCGCUGCAUGAGGAAGGUGGGACUGUGGGGCUUUCACCAGCUGGAGUCUGCGGGGCCAGAUCUGGACUCCUGCGGCCCGAGCAGUGUAUCACCGGCACCCGCCGAGCGCUUCCCGCUCGUGCCCACGUCUCCACGCAGAAUGCUUACGCGGAGCCAAGACACACUCUCUCCGGGCUCUGAGCAGCACGAGAAGAGCCUGUCCCCAGCAAUCUCUCGCCCGCGGGGUUGGGACUCUCCCAUCCCCAUGGACCGGAGUGAGUUGGAGGUGGCCAGCCCCACUCCGAGGAGCCGCCCUGUCACCCGCAGCAUGGGCCAGGGGGAAAACAUGGAGGUGCCAUCCAGUCCUCUUCGCAGAGCCAAGCGCACACGGCUCUGCUCUUCCAGCAGCUCGGACACUUCUUUGAGGAGCUUCUUUGACCCCAGCUCUCAGCAUCGCGACUGGUGUCCCUGGGUCAACACAGUGGAGGGAGGGGAAGCCCUGGAAGAUACCGCGACCCAGACAGAGAAGGAACCUCCAAAGGCAGAGCCAGGCUGGCGAGUGGUACUGAAGACACUCCUUGCCACCAGAAAGUGUGAAAGAGUGCCUGAGACGGAGCCCGUGAGUCUCUCGGUGAAGUCCUGCAAGGUGUUCCGCAUUUUCCGGCAAUGGGAGAGCAUGAAUUCCUCCUGAAUGGGCCACUGCCUCUGGGAACUGGGUAUUGCAUCAGUCCGGCAGAGAUCCGCUUUGCAGUUGCUCCCACGGCAGCUCCGUGCCCCGGGGAGGGGGUGCCGAGGAGGCUCCAUGCCAAACGCAGCCCCCAGCAGCCGCUGGGACCCCCUCCUCCCUGACUGCCUUCCUUGAAGCCCCCUGCCUUCACAAAUUGCUGCUGUAGCCCUUGGCCCCAAGGGCUUUGACAGCCCUGUCUGGAGCUGGGACAUGCCAUGGGCACGUGGGGUGAACAAGGAGACGUGGUCGUCUCGCAAGGGUGACUCUCUUGUCCAGCUGUGACCUGCCACCAGCAGCACAGGGAAGUGUCGCCAGGGGAGAUCCAGCCCUACAGUGGUGGGUGGCCCCACACAAGGAUGAGGGAAUGGGACCUGGACCCUGGAACAGGCAAAUCCAUAGUGGCCAGUCUAUUUCUGACUGAUGGUUGGGCAGUCUCUCACUCUCCAGAUUUGAAAGCAAGUUACCUGUACUUGAUUAAAUGGGUUUUGUUUCCUGGACUGACUCUUUUCCUUUACUUGAUGUAUCAGUAUUGAGAGCAAACACGAAGUCACAAUAUUAGGAGGACUCAAUGAAUUUGUUGUGAAGUUUUAUGGACCACAAGGA
Haliaeetus leucocephalus (bald eagle) is the source of this 2512-nucleotide messenger RNA. It is a transcript of the gene ZC3HC1, whose product is annotated as zinc finger, C3HC-type containing 1. Gene Ontology annotation, molecular function: zinc ion binding. The coding region runs from base 497 to 1873 and encodes 458 amino acids. Lineage: Eukaryota; Metazoa; Chordata; Aves; Accipitriformes; Accipitridae. The transcript is spliced from 11 exons. Gene Ontology annotation, cellular component: nucleus. The record is from RefSeq and is a predicted model, not a curated record.